UUACUGUUUUUCAAUUUUCACUGUGGAAAUUUGUGAGCCCCAGAAAGCAAGGAGGGCACUGUGUCCACUCGUUCCUCAAUAUCCCCGAACAUUCACAGAAUCAUAGGCCACACUAGCUUUAGUUGUUGUUCACUUGUUCUGCCAUGGCGUCCCUUCUCAAAGCACCUUCCUUUGUCUCUCCUCUGCAGCAAAAGUUGAAUUAUGCCAGCUUUUCAUCCAUAACCACAAAAAUUCAAUCCAACUUUUGUCAUGCUAAUGUAAGAAAUGGGAGAUGCCAUGUUCCCAACAUGGCGAUAAAAGCUCAGACGAGCGUUGGAGGAGAUGUACUUGACAAAGAAUCAGUUGCUACUAACAAAGACGAGAACAAUUAUGGUGUUGUUAGCAUUCACCAUGUUGGAAUUUUAUGUGAAAACCUAGAAAGAUCCCUUGACUUUUACCAAAACAUUCUAGGCCUCGAAAUAAAUGAAGCAAGGCCACACGAUAAGCUUCCAUAUAGGGGUGCUUGGUUGUGGGUAGGCUCUGAGAUGAUUCACUUGAUGGAGCUUCCAAACCCUGACCCGUUAACUGGACGAGCAGAACAUGGAGGGCGAGAUCGUCACACGUGUAUUGCAAUCCGGGAUGUUCUCAAGCUGAAAGCAAUCUUUGAUAAAGCUGGUAUUCCAUACACACUUAGCAAAUCCGGAAGACCGGCAAUCUUUGCACGCGACCCUGAUGCAAAUGCUCUUGAGUUUACACAAGUUGAAGGCUGAAGGUUUUGGGGUACCAUUUGCUAUUUCUAUACCUUCUAGUCACCAGAAAGCAGAAAUAGAUGUACAGAUUAUUGUAUAUAUGCAAGUGGCACUAGCCGCUAGCAGAGUACCGGUUGAUAUAAAUUUUCUCAUUUCCAAGUGCCAACUCAAAAGAGAUGAUAUUGGCUUAUACUACAUAUGUAAGGCAAAAUGUAAUGAAUGGCAGUGUUGAAAGUAACAAGAUUGAGCAGAGUGAUUUUUCACUGA
Messenger RNA from Arachis ipaensis, 995 nucleotides. Its product is annotated as Lactoylglutathione lyase / glyoxalase I family protein. Lineage: Eukaryota; Viridiplantae; Streptophyta; Magnoliopsida; Fabales; Fabaceae. The record is from RefSeq and is a predicted model, not a curated record.